Messenger RNA from Zasmidium cellare ATCC 36951, 2214 nucleotides. RefSeq lists its product as uncharacterized. The coding region runs from base 1 to 2214 and encodes 737 amino acids. Gene Ontology annotation, cellular component: peroxisomal membrane. The transcript has 2 exons. NCBI's taxonomy places the organism in Eukaryota, Fungi, Ascomycota, Dothideomycetes, Mycosphaerellales, Mycosphaerellaceae. Gene Ontology annotation, molecular function: ATP hydrolysis activity; long-chain fatty acid transmembrane transporter activity; ABC-type transporter activity. The record is from RefSeq and is a predicted model, not a curated record. Gene Ontology annotation, biological process: long-chain fatty acid import into peroxisome; fatty acid beta-oxidation; very long-chain fatty acid catabolic process.
AUGGCCGUCCAAUCCACCCCCACCCCGGUCCCCAUCUCCAACCGCUCCCUCAAACAGCUCUUAUCCGAUCUCACCUCGCUCUACGUCAAGAACCGCACGCGCAUCUCCCGAACCAUCUACGUCGCCCUCGCGCUCGCCUUGAUCCAUCGAAUCCGCGGCGCGAUCAAAGAGCAGAAAGCCGCCGCGGCCACAGCUGCCGAGAACCGGCGCAAAGGCCUCGGUGGGAAAGAGGAUGGCAAGAAGAAGGCGGAGCUGAAUAUCGAGUUCUUCAGGAACUUGGGACGACUGUUGAGGAUAUGUAUCCCGAGCUGGAAGAGCAAGGAGGCGAGGCUUUUGGGGAGUCAUUCAGUGUUCCUGGUGUUGAGGACGUUGAUUAGCUUGUAUGUUGCGGAGCUGGACGGACGGCUCGUCAGUGCGCUGGUGAGAGGGAAGGGGAAGGAAUUCAUGAAGGGGUUGGUAUGGUGGAUGCUUGUUGCCGUGCCUGCGACGUUCACGAAUUCCAUGCUCGCGUACCAUCAGACGACGCUGUCUCUGGCGUAUCGAUCACGACUUACGAACCAUAUCCAUAAUCAAUACUUGGGGAAUUUGACAUUCUACACGCUCUCGGCUCUGGACGACCGGAUCAAGAAUGCGGAUCAGCUUAUCACGGUGGAUGUUACCAAGUUCUCGAACAGCCUUGCCGAGCUGUACUCCAGCCUCUCAAAACCUGUCUUGGAUCUACUGAUAUACAACUGGAGUCUGUCGAGGAGUGUUGGAGGCGAGGGCUUGUUUGGCAUGAGCUUGGUCGUGCAGAUGAGCGCGGUCUUGAUGAGAGCAUUGACUCCGCCAUUCGGGAAAUACGUGGCAGAAGAGGCGAGACUGGAAGGAGAGUUCAGAGCAUCUCAUUCCAGACUUAUCGACUUCAGCGAAGAGAUUGCGCUUUAUGAUGGACAUGAGGCCGAGAAGGACACAGUCGACAAGGGGUACUUCACGUUGAUCAAGCAUGUCAACCGCAUUCUGAGGAGACGGCUGUAUCAUGGAAUCAUGGAAGAGUUUGUCGUGAAAUACUUCUGGGGCGCGCUUGGACUGCUUCUGUGCUCUGUGCCGGUAUUCUUCAAACUCCCAGGAGCACUGCCAGGAAGCACUAGCACAGGUGACCGGACUGAAGCCUUCGUCACCAAUAGACGACUCCUGAUGUCGAGCAGCGACGCAUUUGGCCGUCUCAUGUUCUCCUACAAGGAGAUCUCGGAACUGGCCGGCUACACGAGCAGAGUCAGCAUGCUCAUGGACGUGAUUGCCGAUAUCCAGCGAGGCCACUUCGAGAAGGCUCUGGUGUCGUCAGCUUCGACUGAAGCCAACGCGGCAGUGCUCGCCGGUCGGGGAGAGCUGGAAGAGGGCGAGGACAUCAAAUUCGAAGGCGUGCCGAUUGUCUCACCAAAUGGUGACGUCCUGGUCAAAGCGCUGUCGUUCCACAUCGGACGAGGCGAUCACUUGCUUAUCGUCGGACCAAAUGGAUGUGGUAAGAGCUCAUUGUUCCGGAUUCUUGGUGGUCUCUGGCCUGUCUAUGGCGGGAAGGUUCGCAAGCCACCCAGCGAAGACAUCUUUUACAUCCCACAAAGACCGUACCUGAGUAAGGGCACGCUUCGGCAACAGAUCUUGUAUCCUGACAAUCUGUUGGAUAUGCGCGCCAAAGGCAUCACGGACCAGGAUCUGAUCAGCAUUAUGAGCACACUUGGGCUCGACCCAUUGUUGGAGCAAGUGGGUAAUAAGACAUCGACGGUCGAUCCUAGUGCACCGAGCAGCCCCGUGGAUGCUCGCCCUGCAAAAUCAUCUGCCGAUCAAGGAGCCCUCGAUGCAGAACACGAAUGGGCAGAUGCGUUGAGCACUGGGUUUCAGCAGAGAAUCGCAGCCGCCCGACUAUUCUACCACAGACCCAAGUACGCCAUUCUGGACGAGUGCACGUCGUCCUUGACGCCAGAGGUAGAAAAGACCAUGUACGAUGAGGCGAAACGUCUGGGUAUCACCUUGAUGACUGUUUCCCACCGACGCUCCUUGUGGAGGUACCACGGCUGGAUCCUGCAGUUCGAUGGACAGGGUGGAUAUGUCUUCACUCAGCUGGAUGCAGAGACUAGGCUGCAGCUGGAGGAUGAGAAGGAUGAGCUGGAUCUUCAGUUGAGAGCGGUGCCUGAAUGGGAGAAGCGUAUUGCUGAGCUCGAGGCUGGUGAGCGCGAGUGA